Molecule: messenger RNA, 201 nt
Organism: Prunus armeniaca (apricot)
Lineage: Eukaryota; Viridiplantae; Streptophyta; Magnoliopsida; Rosales; Rosaceae
Source: the annotation of a GenBank genome assembly
AUGCAAGGCCACGAUUUGAAGAAACUGAUAAAUAAAGUGAUGAAGGAAACUGGCCAAACUGCAAGAGAAGGGAAAUUGCAUCCGUUGAAAAGAAAAGGGGAAGGAGCAGAAAAUUACAAGGAGGAACAGAAACAAAGCUCAGAAGAUGGAGAUUUCUUUGAAGAGAAGACCAAGGAGAACAAAACUGCUGCAUCUGCAUAG